Sinocyclocheilus anshuiensis is the source of this 2002-nucleotide messenger RNA. Its product is annotated as protein BEAN1-like. The coding region runs from base 729 to 1484 and encodes 251 amino acids. The transcript has 7 exons. Lineage: Eukaryota; Metazoa; Chordata; Actinopteri; Cypriniformes; Cyprinidae. The record is from RefSeq and is a predicted model, not a curated record.
GCCGGGAGACUCAGCCAUGAGGUGGAGAGCAUACAGAUGCACCAGUUGUUUACCGUGAUUUUUUUAUAGUCAUUGUAUUGAAAGUGCCGUGAUCAAGUAAAGAAAUCGUUUUGGAUUCGGAGUAAAGCGGCGUUUGCGCAGCUCUGUAAGAUGAUUUGAUGUAACAGUCUGUGAUCGGUGGCACAUGCAUGCAAGACGACCGAGCGAGAUAUUUAGGCGUGUAGAGGAGCCGGAUUUGCAAGGAUUCUGGUAAAACAUGUCUGAGGAGGUUAGCAGAGUAAAAUUCAGCUGAUGCUCUGAGUCCAUCUGGGCUUUUUAGAGCAAUCCGAGAAACACUGACGUUUAAAUUGCAUGGGGCUAUUUUUUCCUCUGCGAGCGGUUCUCCUCCUGCACUGUCAUCUUGUUUUCACUAAUUAAGAUAUAAUCAAGGCUGGCAAGAAUUACACCAAAGCAUAUGAAAACAUCAUCCUUCUUUGCCCAAAGAAGGUCAGAAUUGGAACCUGCUUGGUCAAUCAUUUAAGAUGUUACUAUAGGAAAGACUGUGGCAGGGAAUACAUGUUGAUGAAACUCAUUUGUUCAGGGUGAAAGAACUCAGAGAGGAGCUAAUGGCUGGAGUUGGGCUUCUUGCGAGCUGACAUGAAAGUCUUCCACCCCGCAUAUUUAAAAAUUCAAACAGGUCAGGAUUAAAAUUUAAACACUGCAGACUUGAGAAUCUAAUCCACUGAGGGAUGAAAGUCUGGGGAGCGUUCCUAAUCUGCGGUCCUCAGAGAGUAAGCUCAAACCAGAGCAGUCAUGCUCAUGAGUACGCAGACUGCCAAGAAGGGGGUAAUGAAGCCAGCCUUCUGGUGUCCCCUCUGGUGGUGGCUGGCAUCGUCAUCGGCCUGGUGCUCUUCCUCUCCUGCGUCACCAUCAUUGUGGGCAGUCUGCGCAAAGACAGCCGCCUGCGCAACCCCCACCUGCAUGCCAGCUACGCUCCAGAUGGCCUCUCAUAUGGUGGCUCCAUUGGAGAGCUGAGAUCCACUUGUGUUGAGGACUUUCCCCCUGCAUUUGACUUUGACUCCUACGUGGAGACGCUGUCUCAAGUCAACGUCAUGUACCCAGACUCCCCACCUCAUUAUGAUGAAUGUGUGGGACAAGGGACGCAGAUAUAUGUUCCUACGGACGAUCCGCCCCCCUACUCCCUCACAGACCCGUGCCGGGAGCAACCCGCCCCACACCAUCACACAGAGAUUGAGGAUCUGCUCGCUGGGGCUUCUUGGGUGUCAGCAAGUGGCUCUUCCCAUUUCCCAACCAGACUACAGGACUUCAGGCACCAGCCGAUCGCCUCCAUCUCUUUGUCAGCCUUACCUUUAGAUGAGGCGCCCCCAUACGAGUCAGUAGUGAGUGAACAAAACCAGCCCCUUCCUCUGAUGCCCCUGGAUCUGCUCAAACACACUACAGCGGAGAGCAGUCCUCAAGACAGCGUUUCCCACAGGAUCCUGUAAUCGUGGCCUCUCCAGCACACUCAUGCGCCACCUUUACCAAACCAGCUUUGAGAGGGACUCUUUUGCGUGGCUGGGGUCUCCUGAGUCAAGAGCUGAAACCGACACCUGCAGAAGCCCACAGUUACCUCUCACUUCAGCUGACACAGAUACUGCACCUCCUGUUUUAUGUGACACUGCAGGAGCCACCAUAAGAGCACAGGGCUAUCGACCACUUUUUUGUGCGUCACCUCACCUUGUCUUUUGCUUAUGGUGUAAUUAAAUAUCAGCGUGUGUCUUCUCUUAUUGGUAGACUGAUUUCAAUUUCACAAGCAUCACAGCUAAUUUCAACAACCAUCGAAAUGUGCCCUUCAGGAUGUCAGAAAAGAGGAGAAAGCCUCUUAAUAAACCUGGGACCAUUAUAGAGAAAUUUACAUAGGAAUAGAAAUAUAUCUUUAUUUUAAGUGUGAAAAUAUGUGUUCCUGCAUGAGUGACUGUGUAUUUCCACAUGACUGUCUAUUACAAUUUUCUCCUUUUUUUUU